Molecule: messenger RNA, 1230 nt
Organism: Penicillium riverlandense
Lineage: Eukaryota; Fungi; Ascomycota; Eurotiomycetes; Eurotiales; Aspergillaceae
Exons: 3
Coding region: 1-1230 (409 amino acids)
Biological process (GO): allantoate transport; tripeptide transport; dipeptide transport
Cellular component (GO): plasma membrane
Molecular function (GO): allantoate transmembrane transporter activity; dipeptide transmembrane transporter activity
Source: RefSeq, a predicted model, not a curated record
AUGGAGAAACAACAGCCCCUUCCUGACGGCUCCGCAUCCGACAUGAACAAACUGGAAAUCGACUCUAACAUUGAUGCCCGGGAUGCUUAUGUCGGCGAGAUGCUUGCGAUUAAUGCCACUCCGCAAAUGGAACGAAGGGUUCUAUGGAAGCUCGAUCUUUUGUUCUUCCUUGGAAUGGGAGAGGCAUCCAUUGCUCCUGGAUUUGCCCUAAUCACGGGUAUGUUCUACAAGAGAGAGGAACAGCCGGUGCGGCAGGCGGCCUGGUUCAUUGGAAAUUCGAUUGCAACAGUGAUUGGCGGAGUUGUCGCUUAUGGAAUUGGGGAGAUUAGUAGCACCUCCCUCGAGGAUUGGCAGCUAUUGUUCCUUAUUUUAGGCGCCGUCACUGCCGCAUACGGAUUCGUCCUCUUUGCAUUCCUACCCGACUCACCAGCUAAGGUGAUGUUCUUGAACGAAACUGAGAAGGCUAUUGCCCUGCAUCGAACUCUAAAGAACAAAACUGGAGUUCUAGAUGCGGGUAAAUUCAAGUGGGAUCAAGUCCUAAUGGCUAUCAAGGAUCCACAAACCUGGUUUCUUGUGCUUUAUACGCUAUGUGCGAACUUCUGUAAUGGAGGUAUAACCAGUUUCCAGUCCAUCAUUAUUGCCGGUUUUGGGUUCUCGGAUCUCAAAGCCCUUCUCAUUCAGAUGCCAAUUGGAGCUGCGCAAAUCGUCUACGUUGUUAUUACCUCUGGGGUUGCGAGUGUUGUCAGCUCCAGUCGAAUUCUCAUGAUGAUCCUAAACACGGCACUUGCAAUGGUUGGUAUGAUCCUCAUUUGGAAGCUGGAUGAUGAGAACCGCGCGGGAAAGAUGGCAGGUCUCUGCCUGGGAGUGGCUUUUGUUGCCAACAUCCCCCUAUCACUUAGCAUAAUCAGCUCGAACGUGGCUGGAUUCACGAAGAAGAGCACCGUCAGUGCCCUAAUGUUUGUGGCGUACUGUGUCGGAAAUAUUGUUGGACCUCAAUUUUUCAUUCCCUCUGAGGAACCGGCAUAUCCAACUGGCAUCAAAGCAGCGAUGUCGGGAUUGAUCUUUGGAAUUUUCUUCCUAAUCUGUCUCUAUGGCUUUUACCAAUGGGAAAACCGUCGGCGAGACCGAUUGUAUGGAUCACCGAGACAAGUGACCGUGUCGGAGGAACUGGAGGACGAGCUAUCCAAUAAGACCGACCAUGAGAUAGAAAGCUUCCGAUAUUUGCUGUGA